Molecule: messenger RNA, 585 nt
Organism: Kwoniella botswanensis
Lineage: Eukaryota; Fungi; Basidiomycota; Tremellomycetes; Tremellales; Cryptococcaceae
Exons: 1
Coding region: 1-585 (194 amino acids)
Source: RefSeq, a predicted model, not a curated record
AUGCGAGUGGGCCAACAAGCUCUCAAGACAAAUUACCACUUAUCAGAUACGGGUGGUGAUACAAGAGCACCAUCCAGCUCUAUGAUUACUCGAGACAGUCUUCCCUAUACGGUAUUUGAGGCGGAGGCACCUCCAAACUCCGGACCCCACACGAGUACCGGAUCAAGAUUAGCGUCCAAUUCUAAAACCUCACGAAAGAUAGGAUGCACUUUGACCCGGAUCAACCGAGCGGGCGAGCCAUGUGCAAAAGGAUCUAUUUUGAAGUUUGAUUUUCAAGCUCCUAUUUAUCUUGAAGAUAUCGUUGGAAAGUCGCAAGGUCAAGCAAUCAACCUCCCAAAAGGCUAUUUGGCGUGUACGGACGAUCUGAGCGAGGAAGACCCCAAGAAGAAGGUAUUCGAUGCGGCAAAAACCCUCAUCGACUUCUUGUCAAAUGAUGAUCCCUCAGAACCUAUAGGCCUGGUUGAUCAAGGUUAUGGUACGGGCAUCAGCGCUGUGAGUAAAGUGAGGAAUCCCAAUACCGGAAUCAUAGGAGUGAUAGUCAGAGAGGAUGGAAGUACCAUUUCUUCCAUUCUGAGAGAAGCUUGA